This is a messenger RNA of Eruca vesicaria subsp. sativa (arugula), 706 nucleotides long. The record is from the annotation of a GenBank genome assembly. Lineage: Eukaryota; Viridiplantae; Streptophyta; Magnoliopsida; Brassicales; Brassicaceae.
CAAAUCUCAAAACAAAUCAAACUAACUUCACAACUUUCUCUUUUUGGCAAAACUCUUCACAACAAAAAAAAACACAAAAUGUCGUUGAUUCCAAGCUUCUUCGGUAACAACAGGCGAAACAGCUUCUUCGAUCCUUUCUCUCUCGACGUAUGGGACCCACUCAGAGAGUUCUCUUCCCUCUCCCGAGACAACUCAGCCAUCGUGAACGCACGCGUGGACUGGAGAGAAACCCCCGAGGCGCACGUGUUCAAGGCGGACUUGCCUGGACUCAAGAAGGAGGAAGUGAAGGUGGAGAUCGAGGAAGACAGCGUCCUGAAGAUAAGCGGAGAGAGACACGUGGAGAAGGAGGAUAAGAACGACACGUGGCACCGCGUUGAGAGAUCGAGCGGGCAGUUCACGAGGAAGUUUAGGCUUCCUGAGAAUGUGAAGAUGGAUCAGGUGAAGGCUGCGAUGGAGAAUGGUGUUUUGACCGUGACUGUGCCUAAGGCUGAGAGCAAGAAGCCUGAUGUUAAGUCUAUUCAGAUCUCUGGCUGAUCACUCAACCAUCCGAGCUUCCCUGGUUUGAGCUUUGGUUUAAAAAUGGUGUUGUUGUUGUGUCUAUGUGUUGUGUUCUGGUUCUGUUUAACUGCGUGAUGAUUAUUAUGUGUCGUAAUAAUUGUGUGUAAUAAGAAUCCAUAUAAAAAUAACGUAAGAUUUUAAUUUCCAC